AUGGCGGUGGCGCUGUCAACGCCCGGGGGGCUAGGGCCGGGUGGAGAAAGAUGGAGAUUUCAUGAGAGGGAAAGUAGAGAAUACAGAAGUGUGAAUAGAGAAGUGAAAAUUCUCACACUGACUAUUCUGAAGGCUUUGCCAGUGGUGUGCUCUGAAACACCCAGAAGCAGCAAACAUUUAGAAGUAUCAGGAACUGAAGAGAAGAAAACAGAGGAAAAGGAAAAAAAGGAAAAGCAGCAGCAGAAGAAAGGACACUUUUACUUUGGUCUGAAUGCAGGAGGAACUAAAUUGCUGGCUGAGAAGAUACCACAUCAAAAUUCUGCAUCUAUAAGCAUGCAGAGUAGUAUGAUCUCCCAGAAAAAAAACACAGUGGCUCAGCGAAUAUCAUCAGCAAAAGUUCACAAAAUUAAAGAGCUGAAGAAUGAAAUAUUUGACUUACAAUGCAAAUUAGAAGCAUUAAGCUUAGAAAACCGCAUUUUGAAAGAGCUUCAGUAUCGACACUUGAAAGCAAUAGAUAGAUACGAAAACUUAGGAAGCAACUUGAAGUAUCUCCUAGCAAGUCAUUAUAAUGAGGUGAGAACUUUAAGGAAAAGCCUGAGGAUGUCUCAGGAGGAUGAGCGAAAUUCAUCCAGGAAGCUCAGAGAAGUUGAAACAUCGCUGGUAAAAGCUAAAGGUGCUUUGCAGACUUUGCAUAUGCUUUCAGGAGACAAAACUCUUGCAGAGAGAGAGGAACUUGAUCACAGAUUGUCGGUCCUUAAAGAAAAAAUUGAAGUGAAUGAUAAGAGAAUACAGAGCCUGGAAAAGCAGCUGAAGUUGAACAAUAGCAGCUUUAAUCGUCAACUGGCAAAUGAGAACAGAAAAGCUCUGGAAGCUGGGAUAAUUACAAAGACCUUGCAAAUGGAAAUUAACUCUCUUCACCAAAAAAUUAAGGAAAAAGAUCGUCAACUUUUUAUAAAAAAUAUCUAUGCAAAUCGGAUGCCUAAAAUCCCAAAAGGCAAGAGUGAUGCAGUACCUCUUGGAAAAAGCUUCAGUAUACACAGAUCAGUACAAGUAGAUAAAGACAUUUUUGGACCACUGCUGCUGUCAGAGUAUGAAGCCCAGGAAACAGAAACCAGCCCUCUUCAGCUUACAAAGGAGGAAACAGCUCCAGAAGAUAAAAGUCAAAAAGCUGAAGUAAAUGAAGUAUACACAGAUGCUCAAUGUAGAACAGAAAAACAAUCAACCAAGAAAAUACCAGAGCCAGAGACUUUUAAUAGGACACAUAGAGACUAUUUACAGGAGGGCAGACUCCUGAUGGAAGAACACAUUUGUUUGGGAUUUAUGAAAGAAGAAAAAGAGACAGAUUUGCUUAAACAGGAGCUGAAAGAAGUGAUGAAAACUGAACAAACUCCUCUAAGUGACAGUAUGAAGGAGAACAAUCAAGAGGAAGAUGCAGUGAAAGAACAUGAGAAAGAAGAAAACAAGCCAGACAAAGAGCUAAAUAACAGUGAGCAGCCACAGAGUAACGGUGCAAUUUCAGGUCCAAGAAACAAAACAACCAUUAGGCUGAACAAAAAAUACAUAUUCUCAGAAGCCACUGAGAAUUUGCAUCUUGGGCUUCUUACAUCAGGUACAAGAUCAAAACACAGCAGGCUCUGCAAGCACAGGCAGGAUUGCAGUGGAACAGCUGAAUCAAAAGUGAAAAAUUCCUUUGGGCUGUAUGAACCAUCUCGUGGUAAAGGCACCCAAAGAAGGCAGAAGGACAGUUUCACUGAAGGAGGCUGUGCUCAUGUAACAUUUGCUGAAAGGAAACCAUCUUAAGAAAUGACUCUUUGGACCAGGCUGGUUUUGAAUAUACAACCCUUCCAGUUCUAACAUGGGAAGAAGGAAGAAUUGAAAGGAUGCAGGAUUACAUAAGCCAGAUUUCAAACCACCACUACUAGUUCAUCACAUAAAGCAUCUAACACCAAUC
Melopsittacus undulatus (budgerigar) is the source of this 1951-nucleotide messenger RNA. It is a transcript of the gene LCA5L, whose product is annotated as lebercilin LCA5 like. The record is from RefSeq and is a predicted model, not a curated record. NCBI's taxonomy places the organism in Eukaryota, Metazoa, Chordata, Aves, Psittaciformes, Psittaculidae. Gene Ontology annotation, cellular component: axoneme. Gene Ontology annotation, biological process: intraciliary transport.